CCGCUGACACACCGUCUGCAAACGAACGGAAGUACACCCAUUAUCUAUUUGAACAUCACCACCAUCCUAAGUUCAAGUAUAACAACGAUGAUGGGAUUGGCCAUCAUUCUAGUAUGCCGCAAUGUAUUGCUUUUCAUGUGUUUUCCAUUGUCGUGCGAGAAACGAUUCAAACGAUUCAGUGACCUACUAUGCAUAUGUGCGCUGUCAGCCACGUACUCGAGCGCUCUGUGUACCUCUGCGAAGCUACGCCACGGGUGGGCGCCAAGAAUCGCAUAUAUUGAGCGCGAUUGCGGCAAACGCGGACUGAGAACAGCGACAUCACACGUUGCCGUUGACCCGUGUCACAACUACGACUGCUGAGCCCACCCAACCCGUAAAUCCCACCAAGUGACCGGGGCGAGCCCGGCCUGCG
Molecule: messenger RNA, 412 nt
Organism: Fomitopsis serialis
Lineage: Eukaryota; Fungi; Basidiomycota; Agaricomycetes; Polyporales; Fomitopsidaceae
Exons: 3
Coding region: 88-360 (90 amino acids)
Source: RefSeq, a predicted model, not a curated record